Molecule: messenger RNA, 2020 nt
Organism: Zerene cesonia (dogface butterfly)
Lineage: Eukaryota; Metazoa; Arthropoda; Insecta; Lepidoptera; Pieridae
Gene: stck
Product: LIM and senescent cell antigen-like-containing domain protein 1
Exons: 9
Coding region: 239-1261 (340 amino acids)
Biological process (GO): positive regulation of integrin-mediated signaling pathway; positive regulation of substrate adhesion-dependent cell spreading; cell-cell junction organization
Cellular component (GO): focal adhesion; cell-cell junction; cytoplasm
Source: RefSeq, a predicted model, not a curated record
GCUGAUGCCUCUCCCCUCUUCUCUCCGCUGCUUUAGUGUAGAGUUUCCAAUCUGUUGUUGUAUUUUAUUGUAAUACAAAAAAAUCUUCAGUUUAUUUUAAAAAUAUUUUUGAAAUAUUAACAUCAAUAGUGUAACAUAUUUAAUUUUCAAAUGUAACAGUUCUGUGGUUGCAAGUUAAACGAAUCAAAAAAAACUUAAAGAAAGUGGCCCUUUAAUUUUGUUUCAUAUAAGAUCCAAAAUGCCAGGCUUAGGAAGGAUGUCACUGGACAAUAUGUUUUGUACGAGGUGUGGAGAUGGUUUUGAGCCUAACGAGAAAAUUGUCAAUUCUAAUGGUGAACUUUGGCAUACAAACUGCUUUGUAUGUGCGCAAUGUUUUCGUGUUUUUCCUGAUGGAGUGUACUAUGAAUUUGAAGGGCGAAAAUAUUGUGAAAGAGACUUUCAAGUACUCUUUGCACCCUGCUGUGGGAAAUGCCGUGAAUUUGUGAUUGGUCGUGUUAUUAAGGCGAUGAAUGCAAACUGGCACCCAGCAUGUUUCCGUUGUGAAGAAUGUAAUAUGGAGUUGGCUGAUGCUGGUUUCAUUAAAAACGCUGGACGCGCUUUGUGCCAUACAUGCAACGCACGCAUCAAGGCAGACGGUUUGCAAAACUACAUUUGCCAUAAGUGCCAUGGUGUGAUAGACGGUGAGCCUCUAAGAUACCGCGGGGAAGUAUACCAUGGGUACCACUUUAUGUGUGCCACUUGCGGUGUGGAACUAGAUCACACCGCGCGAGAAGUCAAGAACCGACCUGGAUACGCUGCUAAUGAUGUGAAUAAUCUGUUUUGUCUCCGAUGCCACGACAAAAUGGGAAUACCAAUAUGCGGUGCGUGUCGCCGUCCCAUUGAAGAGAGGAUUGUUACCGCUCUUGGAAAGCAUUGGCAUGUUGAGCAUUUCGUUUGCGCUAAAUGCGAGAAGCCUUUCCAUGGCCAUCGCCACUAUGAGAAAAAGGGUCUUGCGUACUGCGAGCAGCACUACCAUCAACUGUUCGGCAACUUGUGCUAUGUGUGCAACCAGGUCAUUGCUGGCGAUGUGUUCACAGCGCUGAACAAGGCGUGGUGCGUGCACCACUUCGCGUGCUCAGUGUGCGACACCGCGCUGUCGACGCGCAGCAAGUUCUACGAGUACGACGAGCGGCCCGCGUGCCGCCGCUGCUACGAGCGCUUCCCACCCGAGCUGCGCCGCCGCCUGCGACGCGCACACCACUACACCAUGCGCAGGAACUAACGCACACACACGCACGCACGCACGCGCACACCCACACACACACACACACAGACACACACACACACACACACAAUGUAAAAUAAUAAUUAACUACGCCUCUUCCAAGAAUACAUACUGACACAAAUCUUUUCAAUUAUACUAUAUUGUUUACAUGAGGAUGUAAAUGCCAAUUGCAGAUACCGCAAUAAGACUGUAUACAAGAUAAUUUAUAUAUAAACACGCACACACCUUCGGGGCUAAGACUGCUAUUUAAGUAACAUGACAUAUUAUUUUUCGAUUUAAUAGCAUGUUGUGUUAUGCACAGAACAAUGCACCGUGUUGAGUGCAAUUGAAGCAUUUAUUAGCAGACUUGAGGCCCUCUUCUAAAAUAUUAUUUAAAACAAGAAUUAUAUGUGUAUUCCUAUGUCUAAUAAUUAUAAUUUUUUAAUCGUUUAUUUAAUAUAUGUACAACAUAAUCAACAUAAUUAAUCGAACUACUACAGAUUAAACAUAUUUUAGCCUUCUUAUUCAUUAGAAUUGACUUGAAUUAAGUAGCAUUUAAUUUUAAGAUUAAUUCACAAUAUAAUUUCUAAGUUAUUCUUAAAAUAAUUAAAAACAUUAGCUGUGGUUUAAGUGCCUAUAAAGUUUAAUAUUAUAUUAUAUUUUUGUGACUAAGAUAACAUCUGAAUAUUUCUAACCAUUAUAUUUUAUACUUUUUAUUAGUUUAGAUAUUAAGAUGAAGUUAUUUUGGUGCUUUACUAAUAAAACUGACAAACACUA